UGAUUUUUCGCAUUUAAUCUCGUGGAUAUUGCAAAUAUAAUCAUGGGUUUGAAAGAUAUUUUAACAUUUUUUAUCUUUAUUUCUAAAGCUAAUUACUUUAUGUCCUUGCCAAUAUAAUAUAUUCGUUAUGCACAAAAUUUUCAACUGGUGAUUAUUUAAAGUUUUAUUCUUUAUGGGGGUAACAAGUGUUCUCAUAAUUACCAUCUAUUUCGCUCAAGAUGAUAAGAAAAUUGAAAUAUUAAUUGUGCUGAUGUAGAUCUGUUUGAGUCUUUGAAAAUCUGCAUACGAAAUUAUAUUUAAAUGGUCCAAGUAAAUGAUGAGUUUGAUUUUUGGUAACAAAGAAAUUUCAGGGGUAAAUCUAGUGUAAUGCUGUAAAUGAUUAUAUAUUGAGAAAUGGGGAAGAAGGGGAGCUGGUUUUGUGCACUGAAUAGAGCUCUGAGCUACGAAUCGAAAGAGAAGAAAGAUAAAAAAAACAAUAAAUCAAAAAGAUGGUCCCGAAAACAGAAGAGUCUAGAUUUGGAUUCUUCCAAUGCAGAAGAAAAUGCUCCGGUGGUUCCUGCACUCGAUGGCCCGGUGGAGGAAUUAAAGUUGAUAAAAACUGAGGAUGAGCAGAAUAGGCAUGCUUAUUCUGUUGCUUUUGCAACAGCUGCGGCUGCUGAGGCAGCAGUUGCAGCUGCUCAGGCUGCCGAGGUUGUUCGACUCACAACUGCAGCCCAUAAUUUGGGUAGAACAAAGGAAGAAAUAGCCGCUAUUAAGAUUCAGACAGCUUUCCGAGGGUACUUGGCUAGGAGAGCGUUGAAGGCACUGAAAGGGCUGGUGAGGCUGAAAUCAUUGAUUCGAGGGAACUCUGUGAAACGUCAAGCAACAACCACCUUACGAUGUAUGCAGACACUGGCUCGUGUGCAAUCUGAGAUUCGUGCUAGGAGAAUUAGAAUGACGGAGGAGAAUAUGACUCUUCAGCGACAGCUCCAGCAGAAGCAUGAGAAGGAGCUUGAAAAGUUGAGAGCAUCUACUGGAGAGGAUUGGAAUGACAGCAUGCAGUCUAAAGAACAGAUCGAAGCAAAUCUUCAACAUCGGCAGGAAGCAGCUAUGAGAAGAGAAAGGGCAUUGGCUUAUGCAUAUUCUCAUCAGCAAACAUGGAAGAGCUCAAAAUCUUCAAAUCAAACAUUUAUGGAUCCAAAUAAUCCCCAUUGGGGUUGGAGUUGGUUAGAGAGAUGGAUGGCUUCCCGGCCUUGGGAAAAUGGAAGUGCAAUGGACAAAGAACUUGACAGUGAUCAUGCAUCAAUGAAGAGCACGACAAGUCGCCCCGCUUCUGUUGGGGGAAUUACAAGGACUCAAUCUCACCGUGUCGAUAAUAAGCUAUCUCCUACAGCCCACAAACGAAGUCGGCCUCCCAGCAGGCAAUCACCUUUGACUCCCACCUCAAAGGUUUCUGGAAGAUUAACAAGGGGAAAUACGGCCAGGGAAGAUGACUCGAGGAGUUUGAACAGUGUAAAAUCUGAGGUUUGUAGGAGGCACAGCAUUGCAGGAUCCUCGGUGAGAGACAAUGAAAGCCUAGCAAGUUCACCUUCAGUUCCAGGUUACAUGGCAGGCACAAAAUCAGUAAAAGCUAAAUCUCGGUUGUCAAGUCCAUUGCGAUUAGAAAAGAAUGGCACUCCAGAGAAAUUCUCACCUGUUUCUGCAAAGAAAAGGCUAUCAUUCUCCCCUUCUGGCCCGAGGCGGCAUUCUGGCCCCCCAAGAUAGAUACUAGUUCUGCUAAGACAUCAACAUGAAACGACGGAUUUAUCAUUUGAGUGCAUUUAUAAAGCGUAAGACGUGCAAGGAAUAUAUACAUAUAUAACACUUUGCCGACCAUGAAGAAGCUAUCAUCUUAGUAGUGCAAAUCACGAGAAGUGAUUAGCAGGAAAAUACCAUGCUUUCAAAAUUCCUUCUUUUUUUUUUCUUUUUUUUUUUUUGUCAAGAACUGUUUGUUAGUUAUGUUAAUUGUGUAAUGAAAUAGAGGUUGGUUUUGUGUUGAGUUAUUUAUAUUUUAUAACACUGUUCUUGCAUGUU
Messenger RNA from Olea europaea var. sylvestris, 2052 nucleotides. RefSeq names its product protein IQ-DOMAIN 1-like. NCBI's taxonomy places the organism in Eukaryota, Viridiplantae, Streptophyta, Magnoliopsida, Lamiales, Oleaceae. The record is from RefSeq and is a predicted model, not a curated record. The transcript is spliced from 6 exons. Bases 394 to 1743 code for a protein of 449 amino acids. Gene Ontology annotation, molecular function: protein binding.